AUGGUUGCCGAGGUAGCAGUGAACAGCACAGCCAGCCAAUCUCCAGCAACCGAUUCGACGGCUGUAUCGAACAACACACAAAAGAAAGUCAAGUCUCGACAACGUGGACGAAAGAAAUCGAAAAAGCAACGUGCACAAGAAGAUGCCAAACGACGUGAGGAACUCGGCUUCAAAGAUACAAAGGACGAUUCACUCGACAAUGUGGAGAUCGAAUAUGUCACGCAGCCUGUCGACACGGACGCUCUGAAAAACAUGCAAGGGAUGCAAGGUGUGGACGAAGACAUCCUCGCCCAAAUGUCUCAAGUAUUUCAAUACUAUCAGAUCAAUAAUCGUGAUGAGGAUGAGGAUAAUGAGCCCAAGGUUAAGAUCGACGAGGGAACUGAAGAAGAUGCAGGCGCGGGCGAUGAGGAGAAUGAGGAUGAAGAAGAUAUGGAGGAUUCGGAUCAGCCAUUGUCCAAGAAGAAGUUGAAGAAGUUACAGCGAUUGACAGUAGCCGAGUUAAAACAAUUGGUCAAAAAGCCUGAAGUUGUAGAGUGGUGGGAUGUGACAGCAUCAGAUCCAAAGUUACUCGUCAACUUGAAAUCAUACCGCAACACAGUACCUGUUCCAGCACAUUGGAGUCAAAAACGCAAAUACCUUCAAGGCAAACGUGGUAUCGAGAAACCUCCAUGGGAAUUGCCUGAUUUCAUCAAGGAUACUGGUAUCAUGGAGAUGCGUGAUGCUGUCAAGGAAAAAGAAGAUUCCAUGAAGUUGAAAACCAAGACUCGAGAGCGUGUGGCACCCAAGAUGGGCAAGCUGGACAUUGACUAUCAAAAGCUACACGAUGCUUUCUUCCGUUUCCAAACAAAGCCAAAAUUCACCAUCCAUGGCGAACUAUACUAUGAAGGCAAGGAAUUUGAAACCAAGCUCAAGGAAAAGAAGCCUGGUCAAUUAUCCGAAGAGCUCAAAAGCGCAUUGAACAUGCCACCCUUGGCACCACCACCAUGGCUCAUCAAUAUGCAACGUUAUGGUCCUCCCCCAAGUUAUCCCAAUCUUACUAUCCCUGGUCUCAAUUCACCCAUUCCUGAUGGCGCACAAUGGGGUUAUCAUCCUGGUGGUUGGGGUAGACCUCCUGUAGACGAGUUUAAUCGACCUUUGUAUGGUGAUGUGUUUGGUGUCACACAAAAGGAAGUGGUUCCACCUGAGAUCAUUGAACCGGUUGACAAGAAUCUUUGGGGUGAAUUAGAAUCUGAAGAAGAAUUCGAAGAAGAGGAAGAGGAAGAGGAGGAGGAAUCUGAAGCUGAGGAAGAGGAAGAGGAAGCCGAAGCUGCACCUGAGGAAGAACAAGCACAGCCUACUGAGGAAGCUAUGAAGGAUGGAUUGGUGACGCCUUCGGGUAUGGCAUCCGUUGCAUCAGGCUUGGAGACACCCGAUUUUAUUGAAUUGCGCAAGGAUGUGAGGAGACAACAGGAGGAGGAUGAACAGCCUCGUCAAUUGUAUCAAGUACUUCCAGAGGUGCAAAAGAACAUUAGUGGUUUCAUGGGAUCUCAGCAUGGAUACGAUCUAUCAACGGUUGAAAAAGGAGCCGAAGCGGCGUCAUCGACUGCAAGGAGCUCUAAGCGUAAAAUGGGUGGCAAUGUGGAUGUCGCUAUCGAUCCUAGCGAGUUGGAAGCCGGUUUGGAUGAAUCUACCUUGCGUGCUAAAUACGAUGCACAAAUGCGAUCAAAGUUACCAGCAGGCGCAGGUGGUGAAGACUUGUCGGAUAUGUACGUUGAACACGCAAAUCGACAAGCUAAAAAGCUCAAGACUGCUCAAGAGAACAAAAAGGACAAGAGAAAGGAAUUCAAGUUCUAA
Molecule: messenger RNA, 1833 nt
Organism: Lichtheimia ornata
Lineage: Eukaryota; Fungi; Mucoromycota; Mucoromycetes; Mucorales; Lichtheimiaceae
Exons: 9
Coding region: 1-1833 (610 amino acids)
Biological process (GO): mRNA splicing, via spliceosome
Cellular component (GO): nucleus; catalytic step 2 spliceosome; U12-type spliceosomal complex
Source: RefSeq, a predicted model, not a curated record